This is a messenger RNA of Daktulosphaira vitifoliae (grape phylloxera), 4188 nucleotides long. RefSeq names its product U5 small nuclear ribonucleoprotein 40 kDa protein. The transcript has 7 exons. Gene Ontology annotation, molecular function: protein binding; RNA binding. Gene Ontology annotation, cellular component: catalytic step 2 spliceosome. The record is from RefSeq and is a predicted model, not a curated record. The coding region runs from base 144 to 1163 and encodes 339 amino acids. NCBI's taxonomy places the organism in Eukaryota, Metazoa, Arthropoda, Insecta, Hemiptera, Phylloxeridae.
AUUUUUUUUAAUUGGUAGUUUUUCAAUAGAUUUAGAAGAUUUUCAGCUAUUCAAAACUUGAACACUUAAUAGAUUUCAGUUGUUAAAUUUCUUGAAUAUUAAGAUUAAUUUAUUUUUUAUUAUAUAGUAUUGAUAUACGAAUAAUGGUGAAAAGAAAAAGUGAAGUGGCGUUGUUUGACGCUGAAUCAAAUAAAGCUAUUAGGGAAAAAUACUUAAAAACAGACCCUAAUGCUAGAACAUCAAAUCUUUUUAUGCCAAUUAUGGCAUUAGAAGGACAUGAAGGUGAAGUGUUUGCUGUAAAAUUUCACCCAGAAGGAGAAUACUUAGCAUCCACAGGAUUCGAUAGAAAAAUAUUUUUAUGGAGUGUGUAUGGAGAAUGCCAAAAUAUUGGAGUUCUUGCUGGUCAUACUGGUGCUAUAUUAGAUCUAAAAUUUUCUACUGAUGGAUCAUUAAUUUAUACAAGUAGUACAGAUAUGACUGUGUCCUUUUGGGAUAUAUUUAAAGGACAGAGAGUUAAAAAACUAAAAGGACAUACAGGAUUUGUAAACUCAUGUGAUUCAGCAAGACGUGGUCCACAAAUGAUCACUAGUGCAUCAGAUGAUUGUACUAUUAAAGUAUGGGAUCCAAGAAAAAGAGGAGGAGAUGCUGUUACUACUUUUAAUAAUAACUAUCAAGUCAUGUCUGUUUGUUUUAAUGACACCGCAGAUCAAGUUAUAACUGGUGGUUUGGAUAAUGAAAUAAAAAUUUGGGAUUUACGUAAAAAUGCAUUGCUACAUCGUUUGCCAGGGCAUACUGAUACUGUAACUGGUCUUGAGUUGUCUCCUGAUGGAUCUUAUAUAUUAUCAAAUGCUAUGGAUAAUAGUUUAAGGAUAUGGGAUGUGAGGCCAUAUGCUCCAGCUGAUAGAUGUUUAAAAGUUUUUUCUGGUCACACCCAUAAUUUUGAAAAGAACUUAUUAAGAUGUGCAUGGUCUCCAGAUAGUUCAAAAGUUUCAGCAGGUUCAGCUGAUCGUUUUGUCUAUGUUUGGGAUGCAAAUACUCGUAGAAUAUUAUAUAAAUUACCUGGCCACAAUGGUAGUGUUAAUGAUGUAGAUUUUCAUUCAAAAGAACCAAUUAUUAUGUCUGGAUCAAGUGAUAAAGUAGUAUACUUGGGAGAAUUUGACUAAAUCACAUACAUGUAAAUAAUUUACCCUUUCUUACACAUUUUUAUUUUUCACCUAUACUUAUAAAAAUAAACAAUAUUAAAUAAUGUAUUUUAAAGUUAAAAUGAAAUAAAAAUAUAUGAUCUUGAUUUUAAAUAAAUAAAAGUCAUUAAAAAAUGAUAAAUUAAUUAAACAUUUUUCAGCAUUUUAUUCAACAUCUUAAACCUACAAAACUAUAAUAUAUUUUUGUAUGUAUAUUAGAACUAUUCAAAUAUAAAAAAAAAAUGUUAGCCUUCUACCCUUCAAAAUUUGGUAUUGCAGUAAAAUAAAACAAUUUCUGAUCCGGUCUUCCGGAAAUUUUGAAAUUUAAUCAUCAAGUGAGAUAACUUCGCAGCUAAAGUUUAUCAUAAUAAUUAUUAUAACUUAUAGGAACCCAAAUAAUGGGUGUAGCCAGGUGAAUCAUAGAAACCUAGCCCUUAAUUAAUUGCAAUAUAUUUUUUUUUAAUUAAUUAAUGGGCACAAAAAAAAGGUGCAAAAUAUAAUUUUUUUGACGUUUUUUCCAAUUAACUUUAAGAAAUCCUGGGGAUCGAUUCUUGAAACAAUGAUAAAUUAUAUCAAGUUCGAUAAAUGAUUUAUCGCUCUAGAUAUCAGUCAUGGUGUAUUCUUAAAAAAAUUAACGAAUGAAAAUACUGAAAAUAAAUUAUCUGAGAACCUAUUGAUAAAAAUUAAUUGAAUAUUUUUAAUAUUUUAAUCAUAAAUAUAAUUUUUAUUGACCGAUCAUAAAAAUGUAUCUUAUUACUGGGCUUCGUCACAGCCCUCCUGCCCUACGAGCCUCACGUGCCUUAGACGCGUAAGAGUAGAUGUGUAAUAUAUGAGCUAGGACCCCCGUAACAACCCAAGCAACUUACCCUAGGUGUGUAACGUAGAUAGUGGAGGAUCAGGGAAGUAUGGUGAAAGACAAAUGCCCCCUUCCCAUAACAUGGCGAAAGGUUAAGAGUAUAAAGUAGGGGUCUCCUCUCUGUCUUAGCUAGUACAGUCGGUAACACAAGUAUUGGGGGUUAAGAGUAAAUCUGUAUGUAGGGGCUACCCCUACAUAAGAAGAGGGCAUAUACUAUGAAAAAAUGAAUAAUUUAAUAGAAAUUAGUUAUUAAAUUGUAAUUAAUAAUUAAUUAUGAGAUAGAAAUGAUUAAGUUAUGAAAAAAAAGGCUAUUAUACGGGGAUAAGUGUUCUGUGGUUUGUUGACCUCUAUGAAAAUAUGUGAUUUUGUUACAUUUAAUUAGUAUUUUCGCAUAAAAGACGGAUUAUUACUCGAGUAAAAUUUAAUAGUGUUGUGUCAUUUAAACGUCUUAAAAUGUUUUCUUGUGACAAGUGUUUGCAAUCAAGCAUGGAUUGGUACGUCAUUAAAAGAGUCACGAUGAUAUACGAUUUAGUUGUCAUUUGUGUCCUCAGACAUUUUUUGUAAAAUGUUCUCUUGUACGCCAUGUUCAAAAAAUUCACCGUAAUUAUUACAAUUAUUAUUUAAUAAAAUAGUAAUAUUAGAAGAGAAAAUAUAAUAAUAGAAGUGUAUGAUGUGGACUAUAAUAUUGCUAUAGGAAAUCAUGCUGAUUUGAGGGCUAUGUCGACGAGUGGUAAGUAAAGAAAUUAUCUUAUUAAAAAAUGAUAUGCUAAAAUAAAUACAUAAACAUUUGUUUUAGAAAAUGAAAGUGUUACGGCAAGAAUGCAAGCAGAUCCGAGUGCAAUUAAACGACGUGUUCAUUGUAAUAACAAUCCGAUUAAAGCUAAACGGAUAAAAGUGAAACGAUUACAUGAAAUUACGACAAGCGGUUUUCAUAAAACGGACGAAUCAUUAAAUAGCCAAAUUUUACGGUUUUACAAAAAGAAUAUUUUAAACGUAGCUGGGUAUCAAUAUUUUUAGUUGGCAACAAGAGACGAGUUAGUUGAAAAACUACGCGAUUGUAUUGAUGAAAUGGGGCCAUUAAAAUUCAAACUUAAACUCGAGACGACUUGUACCGUGCCGAAUAAUGAAGCCAAGUACUAAAAUCGGUCUUUUAAAACGUCGGCAGUCGAGUUAAUUAACGAGGAUGACAUCGGUCAUGCUGUGGAUAUUUCAUACACAAAAUUAUUAGAAGAACAGGUAAACUACGCUGGUAAAGGUAGUAAUUUCUCGUUUUCUAACAUAGGCGGUCUUUUACUGGGUGCUUAGGCGGAAGUUCAUACAUUGAUUUACCGGAUGACAUUAAAAUGAGAAAAGCUGUAAUAAACCCACAAAAUAUAAACCAACAAUGUGUUGAAUUUGGCUGUAUUGGCGAAAAAAGUUACGGAAGGUAAAAGACAAAUAGUGGAACAAAACGAUAAGUCUAUAGAAAGAUCUUAUGAUUUUUUCAGUUUAUCAUUCCUAACACCAAUUUCAGACAAAAAUUUUCAAAACAAAUAAUCCGCAUACUUCAGUUAAUGUUUUUGAGCUAAAAUUGAAAGAUAUACAUAAUAAAUCCGAAUAUUUAGUUUAUCCGCUGAAAGUGUGCGCUGAAGAACAUAUAGAACAUAUCGAUUUGUUGAUCAUGUCAAAUGCCGCGGAUGACGGUCAUUACACUUAUAUUACUAAUUUUGUCGAUUAGUAUAAUCACAAAUAACAAAGAAUACGUCAAAAAGGAUAUUUUGUAUACGAUGUUUCGCAGGUUUUAAUAAUAUACCUAAAAUGUAUAAACUAUAUGGUCACAAUGCGCUAGCAGACAUAAAAAAAUUUGCAGCGAAUACAAACCGGUUUUAUCUAUAAUGCCUGAAGAGGGCACUAAAUUAAGUUUGAGUCAUGGGGCAAAACACAAGAACACCCAUUUGCAAUUUAUGCUGAUUUUGAAAGCUUGUUAGUCCAACAAUGAUACAAAAGGCAACACAAAUUAUAUACAGAGUGAUUUUUUUAUCAUAACCCACUCAAUUACUUGCAGAAUAAUAAUAAUUUAAACAUUUUUUUUUUUCAUUAUCUUUAGUUACACAUUAUUCUUGAAUUUUUAACUAUGUAAUACUUUUUAAGUUCAUCCCUUAUGCCUUGGAA